AUGGAAAACAACAACAGUUCAUCAAAUUCUUCUGUGUGCACCAAAAUCCGUCAUGUCUUUGCAAGCAAUCCUGCUGUCCGAGCCAUUCAAAAAAUCUCGAGCUUCAAUCAAGAACACAAACAUGUCACCAAUGGUUCAAAUUCUCCAUCAUCUCUCCCUAAGACAGUUAGUGUCCAAACAAAACCACAUCAUCCUACACAUCACAAGGCUCAAACAGAAACAUCAUCAGAUGCAAUCCCUAUCAUGUUUGAUUAUCCGACACCUGCAUACAAAGAGAAUGGAUACUCAAAAGCAGUUCCAAGUGUAGCAAAAGCAAAAGGUGCUUCAACUCUUGUUGGAAGUUCAGAAAGAGAAACAAAAGUUUCUGCCAAGAGUGAAUUACCUCAACAACAUGCUCCCAAGAAAGCAGUGGCACAAAAUGGUAAUCAACAAGGUAAGGAAUCAGUGGAUAUUAAUGACACUUUCAAAGAUUUCAUUCAACGCGCUAAGAAAAAAAUCAGAACCGUUUCGAAUAUCGGUAGGGGUCAGAACAACCCUGCAGCUGCUCCAGAUCACGAGAUUCAUCAUGGUAAUACUGGCAAAAAUGAAAGCCUUGAAGACCAUUUUCAGGACUUCAUUCAUCGCGCUAAGAAGAAGAUCAGAACCACAACAACAGUUGGAAAGACCGGUUCCAUGAGAAGAAAUUAAGGAUAUGAUUAUUGAAAUGAGGAGUGUCUCAAAAAAUGUCCAUUAAUAAGCUGGUGAUGGUAAAGUGUUAUGUGAUGUAUCAUAUCUAGGUAGCUGAGUGCAGAUAAAAAUAAGAUCAUAGUCUGUUGUGGUUUGCAAGCCUAAUAUUUAUUUUAUAUCUCGUAUUUGUGCUAAAUUUGAAGAGUUGAACUUUUAAUUCAAUGGGUGGAUUUGUGAAAUUUAAUGUUUAUAAUGAUAUGAUAUGUUAUUAUUGAAUGGAGUAAUUCUACCAAGAGUUACUAGA
Molecule: messenger RNA, 970 nt
Organism: Trifolium pratense (red clover)
Lineage: Eukaryota; Viridiplantae; Streptophyta; Magnoliopsida; Fabales; Fabaceae
Exons: 1
Coding region: 1-687 (228 amino acids)
Source: RefSeq, a predicted model, not a curated record